AUGACGUCAAUUGGUACAGGAUACGAUUUGUCAAACAGUGUUUUCUCUCCAGAUGGAAGGAAUUUUCAAGUAGAAUAUGCCAUGAAGGCAGUAGAGAAUGGAGGAACUUCUAUUGGUAUCAAAUGCAAAGAUGGCGUUGUGUUAGCCGUUGAAAAAAUCAUCAACUCCAAGUUAUUGGUUCCUGGCAAGAAUAAAAGAAUCCAGACGGUAGAUCGCCAUAUUGGAGUGGUUUACUCGGGAUUACUACCAGACGGUCGCCACUUUGUCAAUAGAUCCCGAGAUGAGGCCCAGUCAUUCAAGUCGAUAUACAAGAUUCCAAUGCCGGUUCCAAACCUAAUGGAUAGAAUGGGAAUAUACGUGCAAAAUUACACUUGUUACAACUCCGUUAGACCAUUUGGUGUGGUUUCUAUAGUAGGCGGUGUUGAUGAUGAUGGUCCACAUUUGUACAUGAUUGAACCAAGUGGUACCUGUUGGGGAUACAGUGGAGCCGCUACAGGAAAAGGUCGUCAAAUUGCCAAGUCAGAGUUGGAAAAAUUAAACUUUGAAGAGUUGACAUGUAAGGAGGCGGUCAAGAUUGCAGCAAAGAUUAUUCAUUUGGCACAUGAGGAUAACAAGGAUAAGGAUUAUGAAUUGGAGAUUUCAUGGGUGAGUAAAGAACAUACGGGUGGAAAGCAUCAGUUUAUACCAGAAAACGUCUUGGCAGAGGUGAGAAAACAAGCCGAAGAGGAAGAUGACGAAGAGGAAGAAGAGGAAGAAGGAGGAGAAGAAAAUAAGGACGAAGAAAUGGAAACUUGA
Lodderomyces margitis is the source of this 795-nucleotide messenger RNA. RefSeq names its product proteasome core particle subunit alpha 7 (gene PRE10). The transcript is spliced from 3 exons. Lineage: Eukaryota; Fungi; Ascomycota; Pichiomycetes; Serinales; Debaryomycetaceae. Gene Ontology annotation, cellular component: proteasome core complex, alpha-subunit complex; proteasome core complex; nucleus. Gene Ontology annotation, biological process: ubiquitin-dependent protein catabolic process. Bases 1 to 795 code for a protein of 264 amino acids. The record is from RefSeq and is a predicted model, not a curated record.